CGGCACAUCCCCUAAUGCCACUAUCUCUGGUCCCUGCCGCAUUUUGGGGUUGGAGUUGCCAGUUGCCAGUUGGUCACCGGGGUGCAGUUGGUCGCAGCUCAGUCGUGGCGAUCGCCAGGUGAACGAAGGUUGUGUCGCGCAGGAGCGAGUUGGAAAACCAAACAAUUGCAGCUUAAAUCUAGUAGAUCAUCCUCUAACCAUGUCGGGCAAAUUGAUAAUGAAGCGCAAGCGAGCCAGCCAGGAGGAGCAGCAGCAACAUCAGCAGCCGGCGCAGGAGCAACGUGUCCAGCCGCAGGAACAGCAACAGGAGCAGCAACCGACUGAAGCGGUUCCGGAGAAACGCCAUCGUCCUCUAACUCCGCCAGCAGAAGAGCCAGGCCAGGAUUGCCCCACCCCGCCAGAUGCCACCAAUCGAAUCCUACUGGAAGCGCUGCAAAAGAUAAUGGAGCUGCAGGCGGAACUGGAUGCCUUUGAGCAGGAUCUAGACGAUCGAGAUGGCUAUGCGGCUGGAGGAGCUGAAGCGGAGGAAGCCGAGGAAAGUGAAGAGGAUGCCGAGGUGGCGGCCCAGUUUGCGCCACCGACGCCAGCCCAAAGGAGCCAGGCGGAGGCACUGGGUUUCGCCAUGUGCGCCAGGGAGACACUGCUGUUCCUGCAGAGCGAGGGUAUACCCACGGAGUCGCCACUCUACCAGACCCUACUCGGGAAAUUGGUUGGCCAAAGCGAUGGACUGCUGCACGCCUGAGAGCAAACCGGAGGGCAGGAACUCCUCCUCAUUCUAGUCACUUUGCUGCGAUCUCAUUGCAAGUAAAACGAGAGAGAGAAACCAAGGGUUGCGAACCUUCCGGGGGUGGAAAUUAUGCAACACAGGGAUCUGGGUAUUCCUAAGCUAUUUACUCUAGUCAAUUAUUGUAAAGCAAUAUAAAACACAUAAGCAACAACGAAAUAAAUUAUAUUUGAAACUAAAACAUAAA
Drosophila mauritiana is the source of this 971-nucleotide messenger RNA. RefSeq names its product submandibular gland secretory Glx-rich protein CA. The record is from RefSeq and is a predicted model, not a curated record. The transcript has a single exon. Lineage: Eukaryota; Metazoa; Arthropoda; Insecta; Diptera; Drosophilidae. Bases 200 to 742 code for a protein of 180 amino acids.